This is a messenger RNA of Myotis davidii, 883 nucleotides long. RefSeq names its product CD97 antigen-like. NCBI's taxonomy places the organism in Eukaryota, Metazoa, Chordata, Mammalia, Chiroptera, Vespertilionidae. The transcript has 5 exons. The record is from RefSeq and is a predicted model, not a curated record. The annotation marks the transcript as partial. Gene Ontology annotation, molecular function: calcium ion binding.
AGGUGGAUGAAUGUACCACAGGACAAAACUCCUGCCACAAAUCCACCGAAUGCCACAACACUGAGGGCAGCUAUGAAUGUCGCUGCAGUCCUGGAUGGAAGCCGAUUCCUGGAUCCCCCAAUGGCCCACACAACACCGUCUGUGAAGAUGUGAAUGAAUGUACCUCAGGACAAAACUCCUGCCACAAAUCCGCCCAAUGCCACAACACCGAGGGCAGCUAUGAGUGCCACUGCCGCCCUGGCUGGAAGCCGGUUCCUGGGUCCCCCAAUGGCCCAAACAACACCGUCUGUGAAGAUGUGGAUGAAUGUACCUCGGGACGAAACUCCUGCCACAAAUCCACCCAAUGCCACAACACCGAGGGCAGCUAUGAGUGCCGCUGCCGCCCUGGCUGGAAGCCGAUUCCUGGGUCCCCCAAUGGCCCAAACAACACCGUCUGUGAAGAUGUGAAUGAAUGUACCUCGGGGCAAUACUCCUGCCACCCAUCCACCCAAUGCCACAACACUGAGGGCAGCUAUGAGUGCCGCUGCCGCCCUGGCUGGAAGUCAGUUCCUGGGUCCCCCAAUGGCCCAAACAACACCGUCUGUGAAGAUGUGGAUGAAUGUACCUCGGGACAAAACUCCUGCCACAAAUCCACUCAAUGCCACAACACCGAGGGCAGCUUUGAGUGCCGCUGCCGCCCUGGCUGGAAGCCGACUCCUGGGUCCCCCCAUGGCCCAAACAACACCAUCUGUGAAGGUUCGGAGUUCAGAUCCCAUAUAAGAACCACAUCUUCUUUACUUGACUGAGCCAUCUGAAAGGAAGCUGCCAUAAGGAGCUUUGGCAGAAAAGGGGCAGCACUUUCAGCAGCAGUGUGUGCCCAGUGCAGGCAGUGAGGAGAGGGGAC